AUGACUGGAGUCUUUGAGAGCCUUGUUUCAGAUAUGCAUUCAAACCAGAUUACCUCCAGCAGUUACCAGCAGCAGCAGCAGCAGCACCACAGCUUGCAUAAACCCCAGGAAUCUCCCACUCUGCCUGUGUCGACCGCCACGGACAGCAGCUACUAUACCAAUCAGCAACAGCACAGCGGAGGAGCUGGAGGAGGCACAGGCAGCAACGGAAGCAGUGGGUCGCCCUACGCCCAGAUGGGCUCUUACCAGUACCACCCGAAUGGCAUCGGCGCAGUGCCCUACUCCACCAAAGCCGGGAGUUACGAACUGGGAUACCCCACCUCCUACAGCUCCUAUGCAACCUAUGGGACAAGGACGCCCCCAAUCAACAAUGAACCCGAAAAAGAAGAGGUCGAGCCGGAGAUCCGAAUAGUUAAUGGGAAGCCAAAGAAAGUGCGAAAGCCGAGAACCAUCUAUUCCAGUUUUCAGUUGGCAGCCUUACAGAGACGCUUCCAAAAGACCCAGUAUCUGGCACUGCCCGAGAGAGCUGAGUUGGCAGCUUCACUAGGCCUCACCCAAACUCAGGUGAAGAUCUGGUUCCAGAACCGCAGAUCCAAAUUCAAGAAGAUGUGGAAAAGCGGUGAAAUCCCAGGGGAUCAACAACGCAUCGGCAGCCCCUCUCCUCCUUGCGCCUCGCCACCUGCUUCAGCCACCCUCACCUGGGACUUUGCUCCCCACCCGCAGCGAAUGAGUAACGGCGGCGGCAGCGGGAGCAGCGCCGGUUCGAGCCCCGGCACUCCUAGCGGAGCCGCUGCUUUCCUGGGUAACUACUCGUGGUAUCACCAGGCAUCCAGCGCCGCAGCUUCUCACCUGCCAGGAGCCUCCCCGAUCCUGCAGCAAGGGCAGUCUCACCAGCAUCAUCCCCAUCUUCAUCACGCCCAUCAUCAUGGCGCGGCUGUCAGCUCAGGGACUAUUUUCUAACCCCAGUCUGGGCACCCAAUCUACUCUCCAAGGGAUCAUUCAGGGUGGAGAAAGGAGGCGUUUUUUCCUCUUUCUGGUGGGCAGAGGUGUAUUUUUCCCCCACUCCCCCGGUGCUUUGGGAAACGGUUCACAAUUCCUUCCCUACCCGAAAACAUCUCAGCCGCGGCGCCCCCGCCCGACUUGGUGGUGCCAAACGGGACAAGCGCCUUGAGACUUCAGCCAAUAAUCCCUGAAGUUUCCGACUCAAUCAGAAUCUAGUUUUUCCCCCCCCUCCGCCUCCCAAACCUCGGCUCAGAAUGUGGCUCACCCAAUCGGUGACUCCGAAGUCGCUGACAACAUUCUUGUUGACAAGCGUGAAAUCCGGGCAAAGCUGUGGUCACACCCUUAGUAAAAAAAAAACAACAACCACCUCUCAAUGGUUGUUUUUCUCCUUCAGGGUUUUCUGACCACCCGCCCCAAUCGCCUCGUCCCUAAUCUUUUUUAUACCAGGGUUUUUUCCCCCACCAGCUUUUUACCUUCUAGUAUCCCGCCUAGUCUGCAGCAAAUAAAGACUUUAAAAACUGUGCACGCGGCGAGCACAGAAUCCACUUUUCUCCCAUUUUUCAUCGAAUCGCUAGUGCAAAAUUUCUUAUUUAAUUUUGUUUAUUUUUUUUAUACGUUUUAUAGGUGCCUUUGCAGAUGACCUCAUUUUGAUGUUGGGGGGGAAAAAGAUAAAUAAUUUUUAUAUGUAGAUAUUUAAAAUGACAAAAAAAGAAAAGAAACCCAACUGUGUUUAAAUUAUCUUUUUUUAAAUGUUUGCAGGACUUUUUCUUCGCAAGAAAAAGAUAUAAAUAUAUACAUACAUACAUAUAUAUAUAUGUUUGUAAUAGAGUUGUUUGUGGCUAAUUCUCCCCAACCUCUUUGUCUUAAAAAGAAGAGGGGAAGUUUUAUUGGACAGGCUACAUUUGUUCAUGUUUGUGAACCAAUUUUUUUUUUUUAUGACAUCGUUUUCCCUCUUUUUCUCUCCGGGCAGCUUCCAUACGUUCUUUUUGUGUAUUCUGUUUUAUUCCUUUCAUCUUCACUACCACAAAGUACAAGCUAAUGAAUUUUCCCAGUUCAUAGUUGAAAAACCUUUAAAACGGGUUUUUUUUAAUGUAUGUUCUUGGUUAUUUAUUGCAAAAACCAAACAAAAAAAUCGCUCAAUGUUACUUUUACAAUAUGAAGAGAUUAUUUAAAUAAAUUAUUGUUUGCACCGUACUUGGCUCGGCCAGUCGUUUUUCUGUCUUCUGACUCUUUCCAACAUUCGGCCCGACUCUCUGCGCUGAGUGAGAAGCCCCUCUAGCCCGCUUGAAGUUUGGAGGCGCCUGUUUUCUUCCCUUCUCGUUCCCAGAACGAAAUCUAGUUCUUCCUGCUACUCGCCAAUUAGCUCCUUCCGUGGAACUAAUCGUCCCUUCAGGCAGAAAGACGCACUUUGUCUAUUCUCUCCAUUCUGACUCCGAAGGGCUGAUUCUGGGCGGCCCUCUGGCUUCUCCAAGGCUGCACUUGUUGAACGGCGGCGUCGGGCAUUCUUGAAGGGUAUUUUAAGAGCCGCGAGGGCACAGAUUCACAGGGCACAGCAUUGUCCCGUCCACAUACACACACAUACACAAAGAGACACACACACACACGGCCGCCCCGAGGCAGGAGGACCGCGACAGACUUCUCUCGGCAGCUCAGCCUGAAUCACUCAACGAGCCUUCUCGCUCGCCUAGACUCGGCCCCACCCCACUGCGAUCUGGCGCCACUAGACGUGGAGGCAAGCCGGACAAGACUCCUGGCGGCUUCCCGCGCUGCAAUCCCGGCAGCGUGACGGCGGCUCCUGAAGCUGCAGGCGACCCGGUCUCCCUCGUGAUCAGCAGGCCCCAGCAGCGGAGGGAAGGGAGUCCCCGCAUACCUUCGGCUUGGCCUGUUUGGGCGCUUGGCAGUCAACCUCGAGGCGGCUGCUGGCUUUGCAGGAGGUUUUCUUGAUGAACGAAACGGGACGCCUCCCCUUACCCGAGGCACACCCAAGAGACAGAGUGCAGGUCUGGGAAACGGCAUUUCAACUCCACGGUUGCCCGGUUUUGGCUUCCUAGCCGGUUAUUUAUAUUUUCCUCCCAAGUCACAGGC
Messenger RNA from Ahaetulla prasina, 3087 nucleotides. RefSeq names its product distal-less homeobox 2 (gene DLX2). Gene Ontology annotation, biological process: embryo development; cell differentiation; negative regulation of transcription by RNA polymerase II. The transcript is spliced from 3 exons. NCBI's taxonomy places the organism in Eukaryota, Metazoa, Chordata, Lepidosauria, Squamata, Colubridae. The coding region runs from base 1 to 960 and encodes 319 amino acids. Gene Ontology annotation, molecular function: RNA polymerase II cis-regulatory region sequence-specific DNA binding; DNA-binding transcription factor activity, RNA polymerase II-specific. The record is from RefSeq and is a predicted model, not a curated record.